GGCAACGUACUUCCGGGGCGGGAACACCCAAAUGGCGCCAGAACCAGUAGCGGGUUGAACCAUGGUUCCGGGCCUCUAGUCCUAUUCUGGACAUGGAGGAUGUGGAGGUGCGCUUUGCUCACCUCUUGCAGCCCAUCCGGGACCUCACUAAGAACUGGGAGGUGGACGUGGCGGCACAGCUGGGCGAGUAUCUGGAGGAGCUGGACCAGAUCUGCAUUUCUUUUGAUGAAGGCAAAACCACAAUGAACUUCAUUGAGGCAGCACUGUUGAUCCAGGGCUCAGCCUGUGUCUACAGUAAGAAGGUGGAAUACCUCUACUCGCUGGUCUACCAGGCUCUCGAUUUUAUUUCUGGCAAGAGGCGAGCCAAGCAGCUCUCUUUAGUGCAGGAAGAUGGAAGCAACAAGGCUGUCAACUCGGGGACUCCCUGUGAAACAGAGGAUGAAUUCCUGUCACUGGAUGACUUCCCCGAUUCGCGGACUAAUGUGGAUCUGAAAAAUGACCAGGCAUCCAGUGAGCUGCUUAUCAUACCCCUGCUGCCCAUGGCCCUGGUGGCCCCUGAUGAAGUGGAAAAGAACAGCAGCCCCUUGUAUAGCUGUCAGGGUGAUGUCUUGGCCAGCCGGAAGGAUUUCAGGAUGAACACGUGUACUCCCAACCCCAGAGGCUGCUUUACGUUGGAUCCAGUGGGAGUAGAGCCUGUGGAGCCUGUGGAGCCAUACCCCAUGUCAAGGAGCCAGAAAGAUACUAAGGAUGUUGAGGCGCAGCCAAUGGACGUGUCUAGGAAUGGGAGUCCUGUUCCUCUAUUCAGUAUCAACGACGACGACGAGCCAGAUGGCCCAGUGCUCAGCGGUGGAGAUGAGGAUGCAGAGGAUGCAGCAGAGCUCCCGGAGGUUGCUCAAGAGCCUGCAGAGCCCAGGACCUCAGAGCAGAGUGCCAUCCUGCCAAGGAGAUACAUGCUGCGGGAACGACAAGGGGCCCUGGAACCUACCUCCCGGCUGCAGGAGAGCCCAGACCCCUGGCAGAGCCUAGACCCUUUUGACUCCUUGGACUCCAAGCUUUUCCAGAAAGGGAAACCGUAUUCUGUGCCACCGGGCGUGGAGGAGGCUCCAGGACAGAAACGCAAGAGGAAAGGUGCCACCAAGUUGCAGAACUUCCACCAGUGGUACCUGGAUGCCUAUGCUGAACAGUCUGACGGCAGGAGGGCUCGGCGGAAGGGCCCAACCUUUGCAGACAUGGAAGUCCUGUACUGGAAACGCGUAAAAGAACAGCUCGAGACCCUUCAGAAGCUGCGGAGACGUAAGAUAACCGGGAGAUGGCUACCUGGGGCCAAGCAGGAUCUGUGGCCUACAGAGGAGGAUCGCUUGGAAGAGUCCCUUGAAGACCUAGGGGUAGCAGCAGAUGACUUUCUAGAGCCUGAAGAAUAUGUAGAGGAGGCUUCGGGGGUGAUGCCUGCGGAAGCUGCUGACCUUGAUGCAGAGGCCAUGCCAGAGUCCCUGAGAUAUGAGGAGCUGGUCCGAAGAAAUGUGGAACUCUUCAUUGCCACCUCCCAGAAGUUUAUCCAGGAGACGGAGCUGAGCCAACGCAUCAGGGACUGGGAAAACACCAUCCAGCCCCAGCUCCAGGAGCAGGAACAGCAUGUGGCCUUUGAUAUCCAUACCUAUGGGGACCAGUUGGUUUCACAGUUCCCCCAGCUCAAUGAAUGGUGUCCCUUUUCAGAGCUUGUAGCUGGGCAGCCUGCUUUUGAGGUGUGCCGCUCCAUGCUGGCCUCCUUGCAACUGGCUAAUGACUAUACAGUGGAGAUCACUCAGCAGCCAGGACUGGAGGCAGCUGUGGACACAAUGUCUCUGAGACUACUCACACACCAGAGAGCCCACACCCGCUUCCAGACCUAUGCUGCCCCAUCCAUGGCCCAGCCUUGAGUGGAGAGCACUGCGGUAGGGGUGGAAGUAUACACCUGGAAGUCUUUGCCCCUAGUAUGCUAUGGGACCAUUCGCUCCAGUGCUGCCUCCUGGCUGGCCUACCCUAAUAAAGUGUUGUUACC
This is a messenger RNA of Mastomys coucha (southern multimammate mouse), 2038 nucleotides long. It is a transcript of the gene Ncaph2, whose product is annotated as non-SMC condensin II complex subunit H2. The transcript has 20 exons. Bases 93 to 1916 code for a protein of 607 amino acids. NCBI's taxonomy places the organism in Eukaryota, Metazoa, Chordata, Mammalia, Rodentia, Muridae. Gene Ontology annotation, molecular function: chromatin binding. The record is from RefSeq and is a predicted model, not a curated record. Gene Ontology annotation, cellular component: nucleus; condensin complex. Gene Ontology annotation, biological process: mitotic sister chromatid separation; meiotic chromosome condensation.